CCUACCUAGAUUAUUACUCAGACCUGCCAAGGUUGGCCUGUUGAGCAGAUAUCCUUUGCACGCAGAUCAAGAGACAUCUGAAAGUUGCUCACGUCGUCGACGAAGCUUGUUGCCAGGUGGUUGGUCCAGAUUUACUCCGCAACGCGCGUUUCUGCCUUUGUCGAAUGCUCCGACCGAGCACAUAAUCUCUUACGUCCGUCCACAAGACACCUUUGCGCAACCGCCUGAUUGGCCAGGAAGCUUCCAAAGUCGAAAAGUUCCUUUCAUUGAUACCGCUGAUUGACCGAGCGAGCAAUUGGAGACCUUCCGGCUGAGGACCAUGUCUUUCCGCAAUUCGACCCCUGGAAACGAGGCGCUCACAAGUAGCGGGUUCAGUGACGCGUACAGACACAUCCUACGUCUGGGCGGAGGUUGGGGAAAUGUGAGUGGCCCGGGCAUAUUGUAGGUGUAUCUUCCCUAAGAGGAUAAUACCCCUUUUCCGAAUUCGAACACAGCAUCUAUCCUGGCCAGAUACUUACUUGGCGUGUGGUGUCUCAGCAUGGCGCGCGUCAUCGUAUCCGGGACAUUGGGCUCGAUUUUCAUGGGCUUGAGCGGCGCCUCAAUAGGCGCCAUGGUCUUUGACACAGCCACAAUCCCCUUUGUGGUGUCGGCGUGUGCUGGCUUUGUUCUUGGCGCGGUCGGUUUCUACCGCGACGCCGUGCGAAAGUCACAGCGAGCACUGGAUCGGUUUCCGCAACUGCUCCAGCUGCACCUGGAUUCCAACUUCCAACAUCGCGGCUUCGACACCUGGGACGCCGCGCGCUUUCGAAGUGGUGUCUUCAGCAAAAGCUGGGUGUUGCAGAGCAUGCUUGUCGCCAGCUGGUUGACGGCAACUCGCGCAAUCGAGCGUAUCUAUGAAGCUGAAGAAGAACGUAUUCUCCUACCUUUUACAGGCGCUGCGCAGGAUGUAGAAGGCGUCGAGGGAGAAUGAGUCUCCAGCACGAGCAGGCGAUGCAGGUGACAGUCGAUACCAAUGCUAGGGAUAGUAUUGUAGUUCAUCCUCCCUGGAACCUCCCCUCUCAAGCUAUCGACAUUGGGUUAGAAGUGACCGGACAGGACGAGGGCAAGGACAAUAGACAUCGCGUGCCAACAGAGAGCAAUCGAACAUCGUGAUACCUGAACAUCAACCCCAUAGUGUCUUCGCGUAUCUCAAG
Cladophialophora immunda is the source of this 1193-nucleotide messenger RNA. RefSeq lists its product as hypothetical. The record is from RefSeq and is a predicted model, not a curated record. Bases 539 to 970 code for a protein of 143 amino acids. The transcript has 3 exons. Lineage: Eukaryota; Fungi; Ascomycota; Eurotiomycetes; Chaetothyriales; Herpotrichiellaceae.